UCCUUGCCCAUGGUCAAGCCUGUUUCUGCUUAAUGUUUUAUAUAUAUAUCUUAUUCAUGCUUUUUUUUCACUCUUGAUGUAUGUUUAAUCAAAAUUUAUGCCUUCCAAUUUGUGAUGAGUUUUCCUUUGACCAAUUCAAAUUACAAUUUUAUGUUCAUUUGAGUUUUCACUCAUCUUAUUAGCAAAAUAGAGGUUGUUUAAACAUCUUUCGGAGUUAAUCAGGUGCGCAAUUGAAUUUGUCGUUCUGCUUUUCUUGAGAAGGAUGCGGAUGGAGAUGGUUUGAGAUUUCCCUUAUCACAAUUUAAAGUAAUUGAUUGAAGUGAAUUGACAUAUUCAAUUGGAUUGUUUUAUAUGUCAAUAGGUUUUAUUACAAUUUUUGAUUUUUGAUUUUUGAUUUAGUUUCUGAAUUAAUUGGGUAAUCUGGUUUACUAGUAAAGAUAAAGUAAUCAUGUCUUAUGAUGAGGAUAAUAACCCCUUUUCCGAGGGGAUUUCCACCUUAAAUAUCAACUCGAUUCAAAAUUACAAUCAAACUAUAACCAGUGAUGACGAGGGAAUGGAAAGCGAUCAAUUCGUUGAUUUGCCUAUAACAUCGGGGCCAUCUUCUCCCAAGAGAGGAUUGACCAUAAUAGAUAAGAUUAAUAACAAGUACAAUGAUUAUAACGAUAAUAAUGAUAAUGAGGUUGAUGGUGGUGAUAGCAAUAAAGGCAAGAUAAAUGCACCAAUGGGAUAUAAUUCAAGGGUUGAAAAUGUUUUGAAAAAUUCUAAAAGCUUGUGUAUUCAAAUACUUGAUGCACAUAAGAGCAAUGAAGACCAUUCACGAGGGUAUAUCGUUUAUACUAUUCAAUGCAAUGAGUUGAUUGUGAAGAGGCGAUAUUCCGAAUUUGAGUCAUUAAGGGUGACAUUGGUUCGCUUGUUUCCAUAUUUAAUAAUUCCACCUAUUCCAGAGAAGGAGACAGUGACAGAUUACGUAUCAGCCUCGUCGAUAACUUCGACUAUCCGAUCAACAGCAAAGAGCAAUUUGAAUAGCAGUGGAUUUAAUAACAAUGGGGGUAAUUUGAAUGGGAAUAGUGUGACCAGUAUUCAUCACAGUGAUAAAGAUGAUAGUAAUGAUAUUAAUGGGAAUAGUAAUAGUGAGAAUGGAGAUACGAAUAAUAGCACUAAUGCUAAUAAUAGUGGGAAUGGGAAUGGGAGUAAUUUCGAAAUGAAUCAGAAUGAGUUGAUUGAGCAUCGAAAACGGAUGUUGAAUGUUUUUUUGAAUCGGUGUAUUAAGAUUAAGAAAAUAUUGAAUUGUAUCAUAUUUCAGCGCUUUCUAGACUCGAAUUCCAAUUGGAACGAGGUAUUGCUAAUGGAUAUAGUUAUUAAUAUUCCCAAAAACCGAUUGAAAAGCAAUCCUAUUAAUCCUGAAUUGUCGACAAAUUUGCAUAGUUAUUUGCCUAUUCCAUCAACAUUGAAUAAGAUUAAUCCUGUUACUAGCAAUAUAUCCACGGCUAAUUCUAAUGUGGUGAAGGGAAAGUCAAAGGAUGAAAAUGAGGAUGAAGAAGAUCAAUAUGAAAAUGGAAAUGGCAAUGGAAAUGAGAAUGAAAAUGAAAGUGUGACUGUAAAUUUUAGUAAUAAUAAUAAUAAUAAUAAUAAUAAUGAUAAUGAUGACGAUGAUGAUAAUGAAAAAGAUAACGAUGAUAGCGAUAAGUUGUUGAAGUAUUUAAAUUUUGAUAAGAUUGAGAACAAUUCGAGGGAGUACGAGAGUUUAAUUUGCAAUGGGAUAGAAAAGAGUAAUAAAAAGAUAUUGAAGAUAUUUGAGGAUAUUACGGUGUUAUUGAAUGAGUUAUCCACGUUAUACAAUUCAUUUUCAUUGAUAUUGUUGGAGGAUAAUAUUGGGGUUGAUAGUAUUGAGGGGAAAAGCGAGCAGAAGAAUAAGAAUCAGGAUAACGAUAAGUUAGUUGAGAGAAUUUCAUCGAUUUAUGAAUUGAAGUAUCUCAAUUUUAAGAAUAAUUUGAUCAUUAAAUUUUAUUUGAAUUUCCAAGAACCGUUGCAGGAAUUGUUACAGUUUAGUACGAUUGUGAAAGAAUUGAUCAAAUUUCGAUAUAAAAAGUUUUUGCAGAUUGGGAUUAUUAAACAAAAUUUGAAUUCCAAGAAGGAGCUGUUGAGUAAUUUGAACAAUCUUGAAAAGGAGAGUAAGAGAAUCAACGAGUUUAUCUCGAGAGAAGAUAGAAAAAUAGAAGGGAGCAGAAUGAGUUUCGAUAGAAGUAGAAAUACGACAAAACGAAACAGCCAAGAUUUAUCGAGGUCGAUUAGUACCAGAAAUAGUGCUAGCAAAGAUAGUGAUGGUGAUAAAAAAUUGGCGAAAUCCACGCCAAAUUUGUGGAAAGGAUUUCGAUAUAAAAGUAAUUACGACGGGUAUAAUGAAGGAGAUGAUGAAUCGCUAAGGGACUAUUCCAAGAGUAUUCCACCACAAAACCAUUCAUUAACGUCGUCAAAGUUUGGGCUAGGAGGAGCGUUGAAGAACCUCAGCAAUGUGUUCAAAGAGAAGGUGUACGAUGCAAAUCCCGAAAGGACUCGAUCGAAGAAUAUAUUGAGAUUGAAGUUUGAGGUUGAAAAUCUCGAAAACUUGUUGAAGCUAGCCAGCCACGAGUUUGCGUUGUUGAACGAGAGAAUAGUGGUGGAGUUGGUGAACUACGAAAAGAACUUCAAGAAGAUCGAGUUCAAGAAGAUCUUGUUGAACUACACUAAGCUACUCGUGGAGUGGUUUAAGAGCGACUUGGAGAACUGGGAGGAGUUGAAGAGCGAGUUGCAGGAGUAGACGUAGAGUGAGUAGCACCGAAUACACAGGCAGCAGAAGCAGCACAAACAGCACAAACAGCACAAACAGCACA
Messenger RNA from Ascoidea rubescens DSM 1968, 2870 nucleotides. RefSeq names its product PX-domain-containing protein. The coding region runs from base 449 to 2797 and encodes 782 amino acids. The record is from RefSeq and is a predicted model, not a curated record. Gene Ontology annotation, biological process: retrograde transport, endosome to Golgi. The transcript has a single exon. Gene Ontology annotation, molecular function: phosphatidylinositol binding. NCBI's taxonomy places the organism in Eukaryota, Fungi, Ascomycota, Saccharomycetes, Ascoideales, Ascoideaceae.